UUGUCAACGGAAACUAAAAUUUCGAAAAUAAUAAAAUUCAUAUAUUUUAACUAAACUUUGUAUUUAUUAAAUAUUAGACUUGCUAAUCUAGAAAAAUCUGUGAGAAAAUAACAACAACAUGGAGGUAGAUGCCGAAGCAGCCACUGUGGGACAAUUUCAAACUCUAGUACGUUACAACAAUCCUGUGCUAGUGGUUAAACAUACUGAAAAGAAAACCAUACCAGCAGAAUUGGAACUCAAACGUCCCCAAACUGCUGGGGCUCUAUUAGAUACAAAAAAGGAAACUGAGGAAAUUUUAAAUUCUAUACUGCCACCACGUUGUUGGGAGGAUGAGGGUCAAUUGUGGCAACAAACUGUUUCCAGUACACCGGCUACUAGGCAAGAUGUCAUAAAUCUGCAGGAAAUGUUGGACACUCGUCUGCAACAAACACAAGCUCGGGAGACAGGCAUAUGCCCAAUACGUCGAGAAUUAUAUUCCCAAUGUUUUGAUGAAAUCAUACGCCAAGUUACUAUAAACUGUUCCGAAAGAGGUUUAUUACUUUUACGCAUACGUGAUGAAAUUGCCAUGUCUAUGGAGGCCUAUGAAACUUUAUAUUGUAGCUCGGUGGCUUUUGGUAUGCGUAAAGCUUUACAAGCCCACGAGGAAAAGGAAAUGUUAAGAGAUCUAGUUAAAACCUUAGAAGCGGAUAAGGAAGCCUUGGAGGAAAUAAUCAGUGAUAUGAAGUUGAAAAAUGAACAGGCUGAGCGGCGCAAUGCAGAAUUGCGUGCUUCAGAAGAGAAAAAAUAUCAAGAAGAAAUUGCUUUCCUGAAGAAGACCAACACGCAACUAAAGGCCCAGUUGGAGGGAAUAACAGCUCCCAAAAAAUAAGUUUAUUUUAACAUUAUAAUUUUAAUAAGUUUUUACUUUUAUUUCUUAGAAAAUCAUAAAAUAUAUUAAAAAAUAAUGAUUA
Lucilia cuprina (Australian sheep blowfly) is the source of this 950-nucleotide messenger RNA. It is a transcript of the gene Dnali1, whose product is annotated as putative inner dynein arm light chain, axonemal. The coding region runs from base 119 to 868 and encodes 249 amino acids. The transcript has 3 exons. Gene Ontology annotation, molecular function: dynein heavy chain binding. NCBI's taxonomy places the organism in Eukaryota, Metazoa, Arthropoda, Insecta, Diptera, Calliphoridae. Gene Ontology annotation, cellular component: filopodium; axoneme. The record is from RefSeq and is a predicted model, not a curated record.